AUGCCUCCACGAAUACCGGUACAGCUGGCGGCUCAAUGCUGCAGAGCUUCAAUUGAACAGUCUAAUCAUUCAUCUAUUGUGGGACUGUUUAGCGCGCUCUCCAUCCAAACUCGCAGCGCUCACAUCCUCGCCAGCUUGUCUGACAACCCGGGCGCCUAUCAGAAACGCAUUCGUCUUGGUCGCGGUCCGUCUUCGGGAAAGGGAAAGACUUCUGGAAGAGGUCACAAGGGUCAGAAGCAGCAUGGAAAAGUGAGGCCGUGGUUCCAGGGUGGUCAGACGCCUUUAAUUGUUCAAAGAGGAAAGCUUGGAUUUGACAAUUUUCGUGCACCGAUUAUGUCCGAAGUCAACCUUGACAAGCUUCAGGAAUGGAUUGACGCCGGUCGGAUUGACGUUACGAAGAAGAUCACUCCUAAAGAGUUAAUACAGUCCAACAUCAUCGGAUCGAUCAAGGAUGGAAUUAAACUUCUGGGAAGGGGGGCAGAUUCAUUGAAGCAGCCGAUCGAUAUUGUUGUUUCUCGCGCUUCGGCGUCAGCGAUUGAGGCGGUGGAGAAAGCAGGAGGGAAGAUUAUGACGAGAUAUUACACCAAGCAGUCCAUAACACGGCUGGUGCAGGGCAAGAGUUUUCACACAGAUACACCGCUACCAGUCGGACCAGAGCAUGUCGAACCGGUAUUAGAGGCAAUCCGGAAGAAGGGAUUCUCUUUCAGAUUACCAGACCCGACGUCACGUUGGGACAUCGAGUACUACCGUGACCCGGCACAUCGUGGGUACCUGAGCCAUAUGCUAAAGCCGGGAGAGUCACCCAGUUUAUACUUCAGGGUACCACCAGCAAAACUCUCCAAGCAAAAGAAGAGCCAGAAGGGGGCCAACAAAGAGGACACGAAACUUUGGGAGAAGUUGUAUACGGCGCGAUCUCGAAACUCGUUAUUUGAUGAUGACGACGGGCCUAUGACUCGGUCGACUUCGGAUACUCUCUUUAACGAUGACGAAUUCGGAGGCAGCCGUUCUGCUUCGCCUUGGGAUAUACCAACGCCGAGAAAACAGCAAUCGCGUGCCGACUUAAUUCGGAAGUUGCUCGAUGGUGUUGAGGUGCCGGAUAGUUACGUAGAAGCAUAUGAUAAAGCCGCAAGAGAAGAUGCAUUAAUGGAUGAUAACCACUCACAUGACCAGAAGAUCACCUCUUCGGGAAUCACCAAUACACUGGCUGCUGCUAAGUUAGGCGCUGAUGACCAGGCGCAAAUAAUGGGAAUCAUUGCACCGAGUGGUAAACUGGAUCCAAUCGGGCGCAAGGAGUUUAACGUAUUAUUGGCUCUUAUCGGCCUUGCGCAGGAGGGUGAAUCCAUUAGUCUGGAUGGAGUUGACGAGAGAAGACGCAACUUACCGAAACCACGCUUUUUAUGGUCACCACCACCCGUUAACCACGUCAAACCCCCCGUCUUUCCGAACACUGCAGAGCUUGCAGCAAAACCACCGCAACGACCUGAUUCGCCGCCUGCGCAAUUUAACUCGCAAUCGAGAGCUAGAAAACCAUCCAUGGAUGGUCCCGAAGACGAUCCGUGGAGUUCGUCUGAUCUCCACAGGAAUCAUAAGCAUAGCGACACGCUGAAGACUAACGGUACCAACCAUACUAACGUGAAUACGAAUGGUAAUGGUUAUGGUAACCCCGACGCCCCCGACUUGCACUCUCGUACAACCUCUAACUUCACUGCCGGGAGUACGGGUUCGGCUGGGGGCCCUGGAUCCCAGUCUGCUGGUGGCUCUAUAUCUUCGAACCCUGGUGGUUGGGGAUAUUACGAUGGAAACAACACUGGGGGCUUCGGCGAGGCGCCCUCGAACGUUCCUACGAGUCCAUUUGGCGGCGUGGGUGGCGGAGAAGGGCGUGACCCAGGUGCUAACCCUACCAUUGGCCAUUAUCGGACCAUUAGCGGUGGCCGAUCUGGCAGUACGGUCGAGGAGAACAUCGUGGUUACGCUCAUGCCGGAAAAAGAAGGCGUAUUUCUAUUCCAACAUCAUAACUACGAAGUGACAAGUUCACGGCGAGGAAGCAAGGUGAUUCGUAGAUACAGCGAUUUCGUGUGGCUGCUCGAUUGUCUACAUAAGAGGUAUCCGUUCCGCGCAUUACCUCUACUUCCACCCAAGAGAGUUGCCGUCAAUGGAAAUCAUCUUUCCAAUGAUGGCGCAUUCAUCGAGAAGCGAAGGCGUGGCCUUGCUAGGUUCUUGAACACACUAGUUCGGCAUCCCAUUUUAGGCCAGGAGCAGCUUGUGAUAAUGUUCCUGACUGUACCGACGGAACUCGCGGUAUGGCGCAAGCAAGCAGCGAUUUCGGUGAUAGACGAGUUCGCGGGUCGACCACUACCGGCUGGCCUCGAAGAAUCUUUGCCUUCUUUGUUGGAGGAGCUUUUCGACCGCACAAGACAGGGUGUCAAACGAUCGGCUGAACUAUAUAUCUCGACCUGUAAUAUCAUGGACCGCCUUGUUAAGCGGAGCGAGGGCGUAGCGGCUGAUCAUGGGCGCCUGGCCAUGUCGCUUACAUCACUUACCGAAGCGAGCUCGGAUACGUACGCAACCGAUACAAACGACGUGCCUCUCCUAAAUGACGGCCUGGUGGCGAUGAGCAAACAUUUACAAACGACACAAGGUCUUAUGGAGGACGAGAGUAAGGCGUGGGAUGCUGGGGUGCUUGAGGACCUGAAGAGACAGCGCGAUGCUCUGGUCAGCAUUAGAGAUCUGUUCGACCGGAGGGAGAGGCUAGACAAGGACAACAUCCCACAUCUAGAACGGAGGAUUCAGAGCAACGAGACGAAGCUCGCCGGCCUACGAGCCAAGGCUGAUGGGUUAGUUAAGCCAGGAGAGAUAGAGAAGGUUGUGGAAGCUAUCAUCAAGGACAAGGAAUCCAUCGUGAACCAGCACAACCGCUCUAUAUUUGUUAAGGAAUGCCUUCGCGACGAACUCGUUUAUUUCCAGCAGACGCAGUUCCAUGUCAGCCGAUGGAACCAAGACUGGGCACAAGAGCGUGUUAAAUAUUCGGAAAUGUUGGCGGACAACUGGCGCCGACUAUUAGACGAGCUUGAAGGCAUGCCUCUUGGCGAUUAG
Annulohypoxylon maeteangense is the source of this 3093-nucleotide messenger RNA. RefSeq lists its product as uncharacterized. Gene Ontology annotation, cellular component: large ribosomal subunit; endosome. The record is from RefSeq and is a predicted model, not a curated record. NCBI's taxonomy places the organism in Eukaryota, Fungi, Ascomycota, Sordariomycetes, Xylariales, Hypoxylaceae. Gene Ontology annotation, molecular function: structural constituent of ribosome; phosphatidylinositol-3-phosphate binding. The transcript is spliced from 6 exons. Gene Ontology annotation, biological process: protein targeting to vacuole; retrograde transport, endosome to Golgi; translation. Bases 1 to 3093 code for a protein of 1030 amino acids.